CGCAAUUGUUUACUUCUUCGAGCGAGAGUGCCAUUGACUAUACGAGCCUACCUGUGGUGCUUGGACGAGAGAGUCUGUCUGAAAGUUCGUCUGUUUCCGCACACGUCUUGGUUCUGGGGUCUAUGUAUUACAUAAAGAGUAAGCGUAAGGUUGUCUCAUACAUAAAGAGUGAUGCGGGCUUCUGGUGAGGGAUCGUCCUGUGGUUCAUCUGUAGUAUAUUAAUGAGCUUGAGUUGAAUGGCUCCUGGAAAUUAUCCUGUUCUCUGCUUUUGAAGAAGCUUCCGCUUUGAUUUUGAGGGAUCAUAUUUAUACAUAUAUCAACGUCAACAUCUACUUUGAGAUUCGAAAUAAAUGAAAAGGCUUGAGUAUUUCUCAUGUUGAGCAGAGAAAAGCACAAAGUCGCCGAUGUAUUGGCAUUUUUCAUCUCAAAACCUCGCCCAUUUUCUCGAUCAUCUUCCCCGAACAUUUUUUCUCCACAUUUUCUCGAUUCCUCUUCAUCUAGUACGUAGGCACAAGUAUAAACUUUAACUUUCCCACCGACAGCUUUCAUCUUGACUUGUUAAGUAUUUUCCUUCUGGAAACAUUGUGCAUUGAAUAUGCCUCAUGUCUCACGAGUGGAUACAGCAGCCGCCACUCCUGGCGGCAAGCUGCGUUUGUCAUCCGAGUGGGUCGAAGAGCACUCAAUGAACAAGAAUAAUGGGGAUACGGAGUUUUCAGUCACGCAGAAGAGAGUCGCAGAUUGGAAGCAAGAAGCUCAAGCAAAAAACCAAUGGCCUUGGAACAAGCGCACUGGCAUUCUUCUCUAUCACGAGGACCACAGCACGGGACUCAUUCUCGACUGCACAUUCGCAAGCGUGGAUAACAACGGUCGCAACUGUUGGGCAAUGACCUUCAAUACCGUGGAGGCCCCCGGUGGGACAGACUUUCCCGACGAGGAAACAGUGGCAAAGGACUUGGGUCUGGCCUCUUUCGAAUUGUUCCGAAUGGAGCCACUGUAUGACUUCAGGCGCAUUAGCUUCGAAGACGAGCAAAAGAUCGUAGAGGAAAAAGAAAAGAAGAGAAUUAAGAGCGAAAAAGCAGAACAAGAAAAAAGACACGGGCCUACUGUAUACUACGACGCACGCGGAAAUCCCUGGCUAAAAACGAUACUGCAGCCGGUGAUACAGCAUAGGGAAUCCGGUGGAGAGUGUCACGAUAGAACAGUAGCAGCCCUGCAUUGGCUACUGCGUAAUUUUCAACACGGCAAGGCGUUGUACAAAACGUUGUCCGGUGCAGCGAAAGGAGCCUACGAAGAAGUUGUAACAGUGGAUGAAACAAGAUUUCCCAUGGACCCGGAUCAAUCAGAUGGAUCAAUCGCGGAUGCUAAGCGGUCUCUCUUUUAUGCUGGAGAUCCUUCUAGCAAUAGAAAGAACUCGAAUAAACAGCUUAUUUCCACCCAGGACCCACAAGCGCGACACAAUGGAAAUGUGGAAACCUCUUUCGAAAACACAUGCAAAUCAGACGCGUGCAAAAAACGCGAGAAAGACGUGAACGGCAUCACGAAAGCCCUUUUCGAGAAAAAUAGAAGCAAGCCGGACAAAGUCUUGAUUAAGGGUUAAUCAAUUACAUCCCCCACAACCAUUCCUCACUCUUUUUCCAGUAGGAAAGAGGUGAGGGAUGUUCUGAAGAAUGUAAUUCUGCAACCUUUAACUUGAGUAUAUGCGACAAGUCCGAGCGAAAAACCGCAACCGGCCAACAAGACUUGCUCACCCCGCUAUUUCCCUGGCCUAACAAAUACCCCAACGAUGAUGUAAUGGCGUUCGCGAUCGCGGUAAAAAGAUUUCUCAAAGCUUCAAACGAAGGGUUCCUGCUGUCCUUGGCGGGUUCAUCUUCCAAACCGGGAGGAGGUGACGCCGCGAAGCAGUGGCACGGAAAUAAGCUUUGGGAAGAGGAGGACUUUUGCCAGUUUGCGGCGCACAACAAUCCUCUCUUCGUGCCUGUGAGCCAGAGGGUGAGGCAGACAGGUCCUAUAGAAAAUGCGCGUGCUUAUUGGCGCAAUCUACCUGACCGAGAGAGCAGUAUGUUCGAGGACGCAGUGAAGCUAGGCCAGUUCGUUGCGUCGGAGAUGUACCGCACACAGCGUAGCUAUCGAGUUCACAAGUACGUCCCGUUUCCGAAGGCGUUUGAAGCGUCGAUUUUGGUACAGGAAGGAAAAAAGCCGCAGCGCGUUUCCGAUUACGAGUUGGGGGGCGAGUACGAUGAAAAUGGGGCUCUAGAAUUCUGGGGCAAUCCUCCGUCCACCAAGGACUUAACGGUGCCAGAACGCGCUGAGAGAAAGCCACGCAAACUUUCUGCCUCUGCGGCCCCAGCCGGCUCUUCAUCUACUAGUGCAACCACGAUCGGACCUCUGCUU
This is a messenger RNA of Amoebophrya sp. A25, 2391 nucleotides long. Lineage: Eukaryota; Dinophyceae; Syndiniales; Amoebophryaceae. The record is from the annotation of a GenBank genome assembly.